This is a messenger RNA of Vicia villosa (hairy vetch), 1559 nucleotides long. Its product is annotated as E3 ubiquitin-protein ligase At1g12760-like. The transcript has 5 exons. The coding region runs from base 173 to 1300 and encodes 375 amino acids. The record is from RefSeq and is a predicted model, not a curated record. NCBI's taxonomy places the organism in Eukaryota, Viridiplantae, Streptophyta, Magnoliopsida, Fabales, Fabaceae.
AUCAUCCCAAUUUCAGUUUUGAGAACUUUCCAUUUCUUUUAUAAAAAAAUAUAAAAAUUUCAAUUCCACCUAAAAUCGAACUCCACAACAAAAAAAUUUACACCAUUUUACCGAAUCAAUUUCUCUUUAUCACUAUCAACAACUUCUGAACAGAUUCAGAAUUCAUUCAAUCAUGGCCACGACAACCGCGGAUCCGACGCCGUUGAUCGGAAGUUCCUCCGACGAGUCAAACUCCGGGCGGCGAAUUCUCCGUACGCCGAGUCUCCGUCAAGCGGCGCGGUUUUUAAGACAAGCGAGUGGGCGGAGGCUGAUGCGCGAGCCGUCGAUGAUGGUGAGGGAGACCGCGGCGGAGCAAUUGGAAGAGAGACAAAGCGAUUGGGCUUAUUCGAAGCCGGUGGUGAUCCUUGACAUUUUAUGGAACUUGGCGUUCAUUAUUGUGGCUGCUACUGUGAUGAUUUUGAGCCGGGAUGAAAAUCCCAGUACGCCUCUUAGGUUGUGGAUUUUAGGGUAUGCGCUACAGUGUGUGCUUCAUACUGUGUGUGUUUGUUUUGAGUAUAGGAGAAGGGUGAGGAUGCGGGAACAGGCGGAUACAAAUGGUGGUGGUAGCGCGGUUGGGAGUGGUGGUAGUGGGGAUUUGGGAUUUGGUUCAAUGGAUGGUUCUGGACAUUAUGUGAAUGUAUCGCAAUAUGGGGAUGAUGGUUCUACAAGUAGUUGGCCAAAGCAUUUGGAAUCAGCCAACACAAUGUUUUCUUUUAUUUGGUGGGUCAUUGGAUUCUAUUGGGUAUCAGCGGAUGGUCAUGAUUUGAUCAAUGAUUCUCCUAUGCUUUACUGGUUAUGUAUUGUCUUCUUGGGGUUUGAUGUUUUUUUUGUCGUUUUCUGUAUUGCGCUGGCAUGCAUCAUUGGUCUUGCUGUUUGCUGCUGUCUUCCGUGUAUUAUUGCGCUUCUGUAUGCCGUUGCAGACCAGGCAAGGGCAACAAAAGAAGACAUUGAGCAGUUAUCAAAAUUCAAAUUCCAAAGAAAAAGUAAGGAUAAGCUUGCUGGUAAUACACAAGGACCUGUUGGAGGAAUAAUGACUGAAUGUCGAGCUGAUUCCCCAAUUGAACAUGUGCUUGCUGAUGAGGAUGCGGAAUGUUGCAUCUGCCUUUCUGCCUAUGAUGAUGGUGUUGAACUAAGACAACUUCCUUGUGGUCACCAUUUUCACUGUGGCUGUGUGGACAAAUGGCUGCACAUUAAUGCGACUUGCCCCCUCUGCAAGUAUGACAUUUUGAAAAGUAGCACCUAUGGUCGAGAGGAAGUGUAGGAAUUGCCUAGAAAAGUUUCUAGGAGUCCUGUUGGGGAAUUUGUAUGCAAUUGGUUGGCAGUAUAAUAGUCCCAGCGUGUUAAUAUACUUCAGUACAGGUCUCUUAGUUGCUGCUGCUGCAGCUGUGUGUUUGUUUAUCUCAUAGUGAUAGUUAUAUUAUUCUUCGUUAUGGCGGCUUGUAAGUGGUUUGUGUAUAUCAGGUCAUUGUAGACCGGCAAUAAUUAUCUUGAGGCAAUUAAUAUUUUUAUCGCCUUCGCCA